This is a messenger RNA of Hermetia illucens (black soldier fly), 870 nucleotides long. Its product is annotated as 6-phosphogluconolactonase. NCBI's taxonomy places the organism in Eukaryota, Metazoa, Arthropoda, Insecta, Diptera, Stratiomyidae. The coding region runs from base 74 to 778 and encodes 234 amino acids. The record is from RefSeq and is a predicted model, not a curated record. Gene Ontology annotation, biological process: carbohydrate metabolic process; pentose-phosphate shunt. The transcript is spliced from 3 exons. Gene Ontology annotation, molecular function: 6-phosphogluconolactonase activity.
AAUAUGACCUUCAGGGUAUGCACCGGGUAGUGAGUCGUAAGUUUCUGGAGCUGGAGCCGGCGGUCACCUCAAUAUGGAAAUCUUAAAACUUUCCACCGAAGCCGAUGUCGUUAAGGCCCUUGCAACGAAAAUUCAAGAGUGCGCAAAAAAGGCGAUAGAAGAGAGUGGAGUGUUCCGUGUUGGUGUUUCAGGUGGAUCGUUAGUCAAAUUCUUAGCAACCGGACUACCAAAAAUCUCCACUGACUGGUCCAAAUGGGAAUUAUUCUUCUGUGAUGAGAGAUACGUCCCAACAAAUAAUCCAGACUCAACAUUUGGUGCCUACAAAGAACACCUUGUGCCUAGUGUACCUUUGAAUGAAUCUCAAUUUAUCAGAAUUAAUUCCGAGCUGCCUCUUUCCGAAUGUGCCGCCGACUAUCAAAAUAAAAUUCUACAAAAAUUCAAAUCAGACAUUCCUAGCUUCGAUCUCCUGCUUUUAGGAAUGGGUCCUGACGGGCACACGUGUUCACUGUUUCCUAGUCAUCCACUUCUAGAAGAAUCAAAGCUCCUGAUAGCUCCUAUUUCGGACUCACCGAAGCCACCCCCGGAACGAGUUACUAUGACAUUCCCAUUAGUUAAUAAUUCAAAAUGUUGUAUUUUCGCCAUGACAGGAAGUGGAAAGGCAGAUAUGCUUAAGAGGAUAUUAGUAGAUAGAGAACCAUUGCCAGCGGGAAUGGUUAACCCGAAGAAUGGAAAAUUAUAUUGGAUAGUAGAUGAGGCUGCUGGUCACCACUUACCAUGAACAUAUAAAAUAUGACAAAAAGAAAUUAUAUUUAAAUUUUAUAUAUUUAAAUUGUUUAUAGCAAUAAAUUUUUUACGUGGAUAUAGAGGGAA